ACUUUGCAUUUUCCUUCUGCACUAAAUAGUGCAAAAGGAAGAUACAAGUUAUGAUUAUACAUUCGUAUGACGGCUGUACACUUAUGUAUAUAUUUAAAUAGUCUUCACACGUGAUCACUCACAUGUUCUUCCUUUUGCACUAUUUAGUGCAGAAGGAAAAUGCAAAGUUGGAGAAAUACAUAGUAUGAGGGUUGGAAGAUCGAAUCUAGGAGAAGAACAUCAAUAGUUUUCGAUAUAAGAAACUCUCCUAUAUAAAAAUAAAUACUUCUAAUCGAACCUAUAGCAGAAGCUUCUACAUGUGCCACAGGCAAUCAAUAAUGAAAACCAAAAACAGGAAACUUAACAAUAAAAGAAAAUACCAAAAACCUUAAUAAUAAAAUAUCCAAAUUUAUUCAACUUAUAAUAAAAAACGAAUUAUCAACUAUAAUUAAUAUAAAUAAACUAGGUCUAGAAAAUAAAAAAGAAUAAAAUAAUAUUAAAUACCCAGCUAUCAAUCGCUCUAAACUACACCCUAAUAAUAAAAUAGAAAACAUAAUUAGAGUACACAAAAGCUCAAUAUUAAAUAAAAACUAACAUAUUAUUUACUAUAAGUAUUCCAACUAAGCUAAUAACAAGAGCCAAUACCCUAAACCAAUUAUUUAUAUAAUCAUAAACAAUAAAAAGUAAUAACAAAAAAACAAGAAAUACUAAAAACCAAGAAACCAAGAAGAAGAAGGUUUAAAUUAAAUAAAGAAACUUGUAUCUUAAUUAGAUUUCCCACUAAUAUUAUAAGUGAAAAUGUUUAAUUUUGUAUGUUUGAUGAGUAAGAGUUAAAUUACAAUGAUUCAAACAUUUUAUACAUUUAGUUUAAACUUUGAUAUAGAAGCAACAGUGUUUCUUCUAUAUUUUAUACAUUUUUCAGCUAACUCUAGAAUUCUUGAGGAAAACUUUUAGUGUUACUUAGAUAACUAAAUUUCCAACGCUUCUCAUGGUUUUUCCUUAACUGUAGUAAUACCCUAAGAUUACAUGUUUCCAGCAGCCCUGCACUCUUUAAUAGAUGCAAAAUUUCCUAGCUAAUUCUGCCAAUACCAGACAGUUAUUUACUCCAUCCGCUGGUGCCAAUUUUAAUUGAAACACAUUUUUUACCAUCAAAGACCACCCGACAUAGACAGAAAAUGGGAGAUUUGUGUUCCCUCAUCUUCCAUCAUGAUAACAUUUUUACGCAUGGGGCGACGUUAAGAAGGAAUUAUUAAAGUAUAAACAAUUCCAAUUAUUUAACCCCUCCAACAUCAUUCAUACCCAUAAUGUUCAAGAGAUAUAACAAGCACACCAAGGGAUGAUAUCGACGGAGGUGCCAAUGGUGAUCAUAUUGAUUGUACAUGCAACUUUCGUCCAUACAAAGAUCCUAGACAAACAACAAGCUGGUCCUUACAAAAAGUUUGUAUCUCAACAAAAAAUACACUUGCAGCAAUUGGGGCGGCGAUUCGGAGAGCACUUGAACAAUAUGCAAUUAAUGACGUCAUUACAAUUUGGUUUAUUCAACUACAAAAAGAACUCCAUGUUUUACGAAAAACGAUAACAAUACCACCACCCUUAGCAACCGUAGCUCCACGAGUACCAUCAACCGGACAAACAAUAGCAUUCUAUGCUCCAGAAACCGAACCGAUAACUCCAACUUCGGAUAAUGAAUUUAAUGAACCAGUAACAGUGGCAGAAAGCGAAUUAUCAACGUUAUUACCAUUAAAUCAAAAUUUCGCAUGUGCGCUCAUUUCUUUACCUGACACAGCGAAAAUGGCGGUAGGGGACCGGAUUUCUGGUCCCACGCCUACAUCCUCAUUACCACAAACAGUCAAGCAGUAUGAUUAUGAAUACCUUACAACCAUUACCUCGAAGACCACAACAACAACGAACUCCGACAGCAUCUCGGGUCUCUGCGUACCACCGAAAAGUGAAAAACAAAGUCUCAUCUAUUAA
Messenger RNA from Didymodactylos carnosus, 1953 nucleotides. The record is from the annotation of a GenBank genome assembly. NCBI's taxonomy places the organism in Eukaryota, Metazoa, Rotifera, Eurotatoria, Philodinida, Philodinidae.